Chelonia mydas (Green sea turtle) is the source of this 795-nucleotide messenger RNA. Its product is annotated as hemoglobin subunit alpha-D. Lineage: Eukaryota; Metazoa; Chordata; Testudines; Cheloniidae. Gene Ontology annotation, cellular component: hemoglobin complex; haptoglobin-hemoglobin complex; blood microparticle. Gene Ontology annotation, biological process: oxygen transport; hydrogen peroxide catabolic process. The record is from RefSeq and is a predicted model, not a curated record. Gene Ontology annotation, molecular function: organic acid binding; heme binding; oxygen binding.
GUUGGGGAGGGGACGAUGGGUGCUUCGGCUUUUUUGUGUGGGAUCUGCCCUGAGGGCUUGGUGCGUGUGGGGCUGCUCCCAGACCCGCUGCCUUGCUGUCCUGCCAGGCAGAGUGGCACGGGAUGUGCUCGCUUGCUCCGGGGUCCCAGGACAGGAGGCCGGGCUGUCUUCCGUGUCUCCGGCCGGUCCCGCCCCAGGCCCUUCGCCCUGGAUAAGUUCAGGGCCGGCGGCUGCCACAGAGAUAACGGGGGCGGCAGAGGCGAGCGGACCCGCCAGCCCCAGCCCAGCCACCCAGCCGCCGCCAUGCUGACCGCAGACGAGAAGCGGCUGAUCCUACUCUCCUGGAACAAGGUGCAGGAGGACUUUGGGACCGAGGCCGUGGAGAGGAUGUUCACCGUCUACCCACAGACCAAGACCUACUUCCCCCACUUCGACCUGCGCCCUGACUCGGGGCACAUCCGCUGCCACGGGAUGAAGGUGGUGGCCGCCCGGGAAGCCGUGAGGCACAUCGACAACAUCAGCGAGGCGCUCUCCGCGCUCAGCAACCUGCAUGCCUACAACCUGCUGGUGGACCCGGUCAACUUCAAGCUGCUGUGCCACUGCUUCCAGGUGGUGCUGUCCGUGCACCUGGCGGACGAGUUCACCCCGCAGGUGCACCUCGCCUAUGACAAGUUCCUGGCCGCCGUCUCUGUGGCGCUGACCGAGAAGUACUGGUGAGCCGCUGUCCCUCGCGGCUCUGGCAGGUUAGCCACGCGGCCUGCGGUGCUCUGACCCAAUAAAGAUGCCAUCCCCGCA